Medioppia subpectinata is the source of this 2697-nucleotide messenger RNA. NCBI's taxonomy places the organism in Eukaryota, Metazoa, Arthropoda, Arachnida, Sarcoptiformes, Oppiidae. The record is from the annotation of a GenBank genome assembly.
AUGAGAUCCAUUGAUGCGAUGAUCAAAACCAUUGAGGAGUCGGAAGAAUCAGAAGAGAGCAGUGAAGGCGGAAACGAUCGCAAACGGAUCCGCUUUGACCCCAAUGUCAGUCAAAUUAAGACCAAUUUCAUCCCCGGAAGCGCUUUCCGACACAAGAGUCAACUCUCGUCCAAAAGCGAUGUCUGCGUCCGAAAGCGGAACCACUCGUUGGCGUCGAGUCAGCCAUCGGUGGACGAAGACUACGACUCAGACGCGACGGUAAUCGACGAGACGUUCGCUGAGACCGUCGAUGACUGGCGUAACGGACCGGCGAAGUACUGGUACGACAGGUUAGGUCUGCCGGCGGACUGUCUUGAGUACGACUACGGCCUCAAAGUGAUGGCCGACAGAGAGUCGAGCCAUACGUCGCGCCCAUCGGUCGACUCGGAGGACGCGUUUAAUUUGGUUUCGCAGACGGAAUGGGAGAGUGAAGUGAUUUGGGACUCGGAUGUGGUCGCACAGCAGGUCAUGAAACGCGCCAAAGAGUUGGAGACCAGCGCCGGUUGGCUGCCCAUCGGCUCCACCCGUUCCGCUCCAGACUUUGUCAAACAGAUCGAGUGUCCGAUCGUUGGCGGCGUUGCCGACGAUAUUGACGACAAUUGUGGUAAAAACAACUCAAAGACUGCGACCAAUAGUGUGACCAAAAACUUAAGGAAAAGGAAAGCAAAUGUUUUGACUAAUAAUAACAGCAAUAAUAAUAAGAUCGAAACGAAGAGUCUAUUGGAGACGAAGACACCAGCGCUGCAGAGGAAGAGACCGAAGCGAUGGGUCUCGACGUUAGCCGAAGAGAACAGAGAGUUGAUUGUGAAUGUAUGGGAGGAUCAGAUCAUUUGGGACACAGAAGCCAUGCGUACGAAACUCGAGCCAAAGAUAGUGCCCUUUAAUGGCGACGAUCACAACGUUAUCAUCGCAUUGAGUGAGUGCACCGAUGAGGACACCAACGACUCACAGAUGACUGAUCUGUUCAAUCAGUCGACGGAUUUGUUCAAUAUAUCCAACGAUGAGUUCUACGCCUCGAAGGUUAAGGCGGACAACAACGCCACCCACGACCUCAUCAUUAAGCACUCGAUUCCGGCCUUAAAUCUGCACCCAAUGCUGUUCCCCACCUGUCCUCUAGACAUAGACCGACCGCUACUGAAGAGGUCAAAGCUAUUGCGGUCAGGAGUUCCACACGACGUCCUUUUCUGUAGUAACACUCGAAUCAAAGUCAAUGAGAAUCUGUCCGAAGACGCGAAUCAAAUGGCAAAGGAUUUGAGUAAAUAUACGAUUAACACGAUCUCAGAGCUGACGGCACGUAAUGGAGAGGUUGUGGUUAUGGAGUACUCCGAAGAGGAGCCGCCAUUCCUCAUGAGAGUGGGAAUGGGAUCUAAAAUCAUGAAUUACUUCAAAACUACAAAAGAGAAGAACUCUUUGCCAUUAGAAGAAUAUUCAGAGCUGAGAAUUGUGUCAACGGAUUCGCCAUUUAUUGGCGAAAUAGAUUCGGGCAAAAGUCAGUUGGCGUUAGAGAAUAAUAUGUUUCGGUCACCCAUUUUUAGACAUUCCUGUCCUGAGACAGACUUCUUGAUCAUAAGAACUGAUGACAAUUACUACGUUCGGGAAGUGAACGGUCUGUUCACUGUUGGCCAACAGUUGCCACUCAUGAAAGUACCGAAUCCAAAGUCUACUAAUCUUCAGACCGGACAAUAUUACCCAUUCAUCCGGCAGUUCGCAGAGAUGUUUAUUCAGCGGUUCUUUGACGGAAGAAAAUCUGUUAAGAGUUUAGACAUAGAGUUAACGAAAGCGUUCAAAAAUUUAAGCCGAAAUUUUAUCGACAAAACAAUCAAUAGAUUUACAAAUCGAUGCUCAGAUCGUUUUCAAUUGAAAAGUUUAAUACCGUUUGACAUCCAAAACAGGAAUCUGUUAUCCCCUGAGAACUGUUGCUCGUAUUAUACGGCCGCCACCGCCGCCCAUAAUCUUAAGCAAAGGGGUUUCGGUGACCGCCUAUACCUUAAUCGUGAUAAGAAAAGUGUGGAUCCAUUGGAUGAGUUGGCGAUCGCGCCCUGGAAUACAACCGAAGCCUAUAUCGGAUCAAUCAAUCAGAAGAAAUAUUUGACAGUUUGCGAGUACAACGAAGACGGCUCUCUCCUCUUUGUCAAUCAGUCCUUCAAAGAUAUUCGAGAUCAAAUGCCAACUUUCAGGAAGUGUUUCCCAAUGUCUGAGCGAUCGCUCAAACUAUUAACACUGAAAAGAGCUCACGAAUGGCUAACUAACUAUGGUUUGGCCACUGAAAGGGUGAAGAAACUGAAGAAUGUCUCGGAAUGCGGUUCAAUGAUUAAGAAACUGUCCGAUAAAUUGCGAGCCAUAGGCGUGAGGCAAGGGAUGACCAAAACAGCGUCCGCUGAACAGCACUAUAAGAUAGAGUGUCAGAAAGUAUUUGAUUUACACACCAGUUAUUACUCUUCCAACGAUACGUACAGUACGGAUGAGGAGGAAGAUGAAGACGAAGAGGAGGACGACAGUGACUCUGAGUUCGAGGACAUGGGCCGAGACUUAGAGGCAAUACUGUUGGGCGAGAAGACUAUCGACGAGAUAGAGCACGAGCGCGAAGAACAGAUCCGCAAAGAUCUCAUGAAGAGUCUAAAGGAGGGCAAAGAUCUGAAGGACAAGAAGAGCGACACC